Molecule: messenger RNA, 1034 nt
Organism: Neocloeon triangulifer
Lineage: Eukaryota; Metazoa; Arthropoda; Insecta; Ephemeroptera; Baetidae
Product: RNA-binding protein 48
Exons: 5
Coding region: 181-918 (245 amino acids)
Cellular component (GO): nucleoplasm
Source: RefSeq, a predicted model, not a curated record
GAAAUGCGAAAAGUAGGGUUGAUAAUUCGUGAUUCGUCAUUGUUUCAUUAUUUUCCCUGGAAAACUGGAAGCGAGAGUUGAAAUUUCUGCUGUGCAUGUUUUUUAAGCUUCAUUAAUUUUUGAGAAAAAAAAUCAUUGUUCCUUGUACAUACGUAAACCACUAACAGGAUUUUUUUCAAAAUGGAACAACUCCCUCAUCACAUCCAACAAGAAUUAUGCACAACAAGACCGGCUUACAGACAAGGCCGUAAAUUGACUGCGGUCAAAGUAUAUACCGUGGCCAGCGAAUCUCGGCACUUACUUUUCCACGGAGUGCCUGACAUUAAUGUGCGACCAGAACUGAAGUCGACUUUGUCAAAAUUAGGAAAAUUGGAAAAAUUAGUCCCAUUGCCUGACUACCCAGACAAAGAAGCAUUCACAGCUGUGUAUCAUGCUGUAUUUUUGGAAAUCACAAGUGCUAGACUUGCCAAAAGGAGACUUGAUGCUACUUCUUUUUAUGGAGGAGUGCUGCAUGUCUGCUAUGCUCCUGAAUUAGAAAGCAUUGACGAAUUGAGUUUAAAACUACAAGAAAGAAAGGCUGAUGUAAUUAAAAGACUGAAAAUUAAUUCUAGAGCACCUGUGAGCAAUAACUUUGGAGAAAGUAGCUCUCAACUGGUUCAAGCAGAAAGAAAAUUUAUAAAAAGGCCUGAAAGACCAGCACAAGAUGUAAAACAAACCAAAAAGGUGUAUGGUCCGCAAUUGCCUGAAAAAAGUGAAAAAACACACAAGCCAAAGAAAACUUCAUCCAAUAUUUUCAUUCCUAAUCAAAUUAGGCUGGCAGCAAAGAGGAAUGCCUCUUUAAGUGGCCCUUCCUCUAAACCAGAUGUUCCGACGAAAAAGAAGGGUAUUGUUUUUUGUAAAAAUAAUAAACUACCUUAAUUUUUAUAAAAAUUGUAUUUCAAUCAUAAACUGAUAGGAACAUUAUUAAUAAAACCCUAAAUAAUGUCCAAAACGUUUUCGUUGGGGGAAAAAUCAUAAUAACAGUUGUUAGUAGG